This is a messenger RNA of Erinaceus europaeus (western European hedgehog), 1142 nucleotides long. It is a transcript of the gene CLDN10, whose product is annotated as claudin 10. Gene Ontology annotation, cellular component: plasma membrane; bicellular tight junction. The record is from RefSeq and is a predicted model, not a curated record. The transcript is spliced from 5 exons. Gene Ontology annotation, molecular function: structural molecule activity. NCBI's taxonomy places the organism in Eukaryota, Metazoa, Chordata, Mammalia, Eulipotyphla, Erinaceidae. The coding region runs from base 232 to 945 and encodes 237 amino acids. Gene Ontology annotation, biological process: bicellular tight junction assembly; cell adhesion.
UUUAGCAGGCACCCAUGGUAGGAACUUAGAGAACUCAGCUACGGCUCUGGUUAGAAUGCCAUCGGUCAGUGAGACUUUCUCCUAAACUCUGGGAUGUCUGCAGCAUGAACUACUGUCACCAGCCCGCACUAACUUGUGGUGACGGUGGCGUGAGUGCGGCCUGUCGGCUGCCUGUUUAGACCAUCCAGGCACUCAGAGGGGCCCUGAGUCACUGGCCCCAGGCUCCACAACAUGUCCAGGGCACAGAUCUCCGCUCUGGUGUUUGGGGUUGGAGGGUUUGGAGCACUGGUGGCUGCCACCACAUCCAAUGAGUGGAAAGUCACCACCAGAGCAUCCUCGGUGAUCACAGCCACUUGGGUGUACCAGGGACUGUGGAUGAACUGCGCAGGAAACGCACUGGGCUCCUUCCACUGCCGGCCACACUUCACUAUCUUCAAGGUGGAAGGUUACAUCCAGGCCUGCCGAGGACUCAUGAUCGCUGCCGUCAGCCUGGGCUUUUUUGGCUCCAUAUUUGCCCUGUUUGGAAUGAAGUGUACGAAAGUCGGAGGCUCCGACAAAGCCAAAGCCAAAAUCGCUUGUCUGGCUGGGAUUGUUUUCAUCCUUUCAGGGCUCUGCUCCAUGACUGGUUGUUCCCUUUACGCUAACAAGAUCACCACGGAGUUCUUCGACCCUCUCUUCGUCGAACAAAAGUACGAAUUAGGGGCAGCCCUGUUCAUUGGAUGGGCAGGAGCCUCGCUCUGUAUCAUUGGUGGUGCCAUCUUUUGCUUUUCAAUAACCGACAACCACAAAACACCCAGAAUGGCGUACGCUUACAAUGGAGCCACUUCAGUCAUGUCUUCCCGGAUAAAGUAUCAGGGCAGCGGUGGCGGUGCUGGCGGUGGCGGCGUCGGUGACUUUAAAACCACAAGCCCAUCCAAACAGUUUGACAAAAAUGCUUAUGUCUGAAAGAGCACUGGCAGUUGCAAAAACAAAAAACAAAAGCUGCAUCUCGAGAUCUUGAGUUGCUUCUGGAAAUGAACUGUUCCCCGAUGGCCCCAUCCAGGGCCCUCCUAGAAUUAACACAUGGAAGCGUAUCUAAGAUCAGGAUUGGGAGAAGUCCUUGAUUAUGUGGAUGUCCCUGUUCUUACACAGUUAUGUGCUAA